UAUUAGUUCCGCUAGAGUGCGCCUUAAGCUUCUUCGGUCAUGUACAAAGGUCGAGAUGGGGGGUGCACUACUGGGACUGUUUGCAGGGGCCACUACUGUAUUCCUGAAGCGUUCGCUUGUGCAAGCGUCCAGGGGCGUUACCAACAUGGCUACAGGAGGUGAGGAGUGGAAGAACGCCACGUCCAUCUACGAGUUCUCUGCCAAGGACAUCGAUGGGAAUGAAGUCUCGCUAGAGAAAUACCGAGACCAUGUCUGUCUCAUCGUCAACGUGGCAUGCAAAUGAGGCGGGACGAACGUGAAUUACACACAGCUUCAGGAGCUCCACGACAAGUACGCGGAGUCCAAGGGCUUGUGUAUACUAGCGUUCCCAUGUAACCAGUUUGGGGGGCAGGAGCCGUGGCCUGAACCUGAGAUUAAGAAGUGGGUCACGGACAAGUUUGGGGUCAAGUUCGACAUGUUCAGUAAGAUCAACGUCAAUGGUAAGGAUGCACACCCGCUGUGGAAGUACCUGAAGAGCAAGCAAGGAGGAACCCUCAUCGAUGCCAUCAAGUGGAACUUUAGCAAGUUCCUGAUCAACAAGGAGGGCCAACCUGUGAAGCGCUAUGGGCCGAAUGUCAAACCCUUGGAGAUUGAGAAGGAUUUCGAGCCCUACUGGUAGACGUCGUGUCCAGAUGAACCGUUCCCAUGGCAACAGAGACGCUGUGCAGUGUGCGGUAGUCAGUUUGAUGAAGGCAGUGCUCAGAAACCCACCAGUGGGGGGGCAUUGCUGGAUGGAACCUGCUGAGAACCACAUUCUGCAUAGCGUUUCUAGUUGCCUGGCAACAUGUUUCAUGUGCACAUGACAUCAUCACCCAUCAAGUAACACAACAUUGUUUUACAACCAGUUAUUAUUUAUAGUGAGCGGUUGCAGCAACAGUUCAUUAUACACGAAAUUUACAUAAAUUAAAUUUCAUUAUCGAAGGUGGCAUAGAAAGGAUAAGUUAGAAGGAAACAGAUUUUAGUGUUAUUAUAGGUAAGUUGUUAUAUGUCUUGAAUAUAAUUCUUAGACUAUCAACAAAGGAUCACUUUUUACUUGAUCAUUUGUCAUAGUUUUGCCAAAUUUAGUUAGAAUUAAGGACAUUAUCAAUGUAAAAAAUACAACCAUCCAGCAUUUCUGAGAUAUUUGUCCAUUCAUAGUCAUGCCAAUAUAACAAAAUGUUAUAUUUGGCUUUGAUUCUGUCACCCAGGUCAGAAAUAUUCUGUUUCUUUUGUUUGUAUCUCUUGUAACAAAAGGAAAUAUAGUAUCUAAGGUUGCAUCAUCAAUAUUAUGUUUGCCAAAGAACUACAGGCUGGGUUAUUAUGUUCUUUUUUAAUGUUUGAAAAAAACAUAUGGCUAUGUUUGUUAUGACAUAACAUCAGUUAUUAUAGACAUGAAAAGACUGUAACUUGACAACAGAAUGAUCCUGAAAGUGUGAUUUUUGCUAAUGCUUUUAACUGUGAUGAUUUUCCCCAAUACACAUCUGUCAGAAGGCACAAUUUCCAAUACAUUGUAGACUAAAAGAGAAUUGGAAAUACAUACAAUGCAGUAUUAUUAAUUUAACUAACAUAUGAUAAGAAGAUAUGCCAAACUUUGUCUUUUCAGACAUUGUGCACUUAGCAUUUACUAUUAGCAAUAAGAAAUGUUUCUCCACUGUGCCACAGUCAUCCUCGUAUGUUGUUGAUAACUGGUAAUGUAAGAUCA
Branchiostoma floridae (Florida lancelet) is the source of this 1720-nucleotide messenger RNA. Its product is annotated as glutathione peroxidase-like. The transcript has 7 exons. NCBI's taxonomy places the organism in Eukaryota, Metazoa, Chordata, Leptocardii, Amphioxiformes, Branchiostomatidae. The record is from RefSeq and is a predicted model, not a curated record. Gene Ontology annotation, molecular function: glutathione peroxidase activity. Gene Ontology annotation, biological process: response to oxidative stress.